AUGCGCGACGCCUCCGACGACGAGGCCUCGGCGUCGUCCAUCUCCGACGACGAGGCCUCGGCGUCGUCCUCGUCCGACGACGACGCCGUCGAGGCUUUCAUCUCGCGCGAGACGAAGAAGAAGGAGCUUGAACUCUUUGAGCAACUUCUCACUCGCAUUCGACGCGCGCGCGAGCGAGACGUGGACGAGAUCCUCGGCGCGAGCGCUGAAGAACGCGCGCGCGAUCCAGAGGGUCUGAGAUGGGCGCCCGAGGCGGGGUUGGGGGCGGAGAGGGUGACGCGAAACGCGUCGCCGGCGUUCGGCGGACGCGGCUCGAGCGACGAGGACGUCGGACGCGUCGCUCGGUGGCCUCUGAAGCGAUGCGGGAGGAUUCGAGAGACGAUUGAUAUUGAUGCGGGAAAUGCAAUCGAUGGGGAGGAUCUGGUGACGGGGGCGUACGGGUACUCGAUCGAGGAGCUGGAACGGUUGGAAAGCGCCGGGUUGAUUCGUGAGCGAAGAGGUCCGGCGACGGCGUGCGAGCGGCACUUCAGGCGAUGGGGUCGGGUGUGGGAGGGGACGAUAUCGAUUCCAGGGUCUGGUGGAGACGACGAGUCGCCCUACGCGUUCCAGGUGUUGUGGUACGACGCCGUCGCGGGUCGGUAUCUGAUCUCGCACACGGCGCAGGGAGACGAACAACUGUGUCAUUUGACGAUGAACGAUGACGGUGAUGGGGAAACAAUGUCCAUAUCGUACGCGGAUAACGAGACGUAUUGCUCGGGCACGAUUCAUCGCGACACCGGCGUGAUCUCUGGAACCGUCGGACAGCUCGUGCGCGCGGAGGAGGGAUUCUUUGAGCAGUCGGAUUCGUCCCGAAACACGUUCACGCUGACGCCGGUUGAUUUCGAGGGUGAGCGACCGACGACGUGCGAGACACAAGCGCAGAUCGCUCGAGUGAAGCUACGCCAUCAUCUCGUCGCACAGUGGAGUCGGGGCGCCAAUGUGCUUCCCGAGACGUACAGUGCGAUACAACACGUCAAGGACCACAUGCGAAGCGAGCACAUGUGCGCGUACCUGUUACGAAAGAUCUCGCACGAAACGCUAUUGAUGCGCAUGGUAUACGAGCCACUGACGGAAAAAGAGCGCGACUUAGAACGUAACCUCAAGUCUCACGAUGUAGACGAAGAACCAUCGAUGAUCCUGGAAUUUGACGAGAGAGAGCGAGAAGUGGCGCGUAUGCUCUGGGCGACGUUUCCAACGCCUGGGGUGCUCGACACUACGCUCGUCGGCCGCGAACGCGACUGGUGUCAUAUUUGGACGAUGGAACGAAUGAAUGCAGAACUGUUGAGCUGCAAAUUUCGAAUGUACUCGCGAGUGUUGCGAGACCGAGAAUUUCCGACGAGUGACUACAAGGAAAAUUUUACCAAUGAGUUCAAGACGUUGCGACACACGUGUCACAUUGAGAUGAACCGAGUCGUCAACAAUAUGAACCUGUUGCUAUGGCGCAUGUUCUACGGAAGUGAGGUUUCUAGGAUCGAGCGACAGAUAUUGAUUAAGAACAUGGUGGGAAUUUUGCGAGUCGAGGAGGCGCGCAUGCUCAUAGCGUACGAAAAUGUCGACAAGGCGCUGCGCGAGUGCGAUGCUCGCCUUCCAUUGGACGCCAUCGAACGGCGACUUUCCGUCGCCGCAGAUGAGUCUUACACGUGCUCCAUUUGUUUGCUCGAGAUAGACAAAGGCGAAGAGGUCCUGACACUCGAUUGUUCACACAGCUUUCACCCGCCGUGUUGUGCACAGUGGCUGCAUGCGCACGCGACGUGUCCAAAUUGCCGAACCAUAUUAACGUGA
This is a messenger RNA of Ostreococcus tauri, 1821 nucleotides long. Its product is annotated as Zinc finger, RING/FYVE/PHD-type. The transcript has a single exon. Lineage: Eukaryota; Viridiplantae; Chlorophyta; Mamiellophyceae; Mamiellales; Bathycoccaceae. The record is from RefSeq and is a predicted model, not a curated record. Bases 1 to 1821 code for a protein of 606 amino acids.